UAGUGGGAGAGAAGAAGAUAAGCAUAAAAAAGCGAAGGAGCCAAGUCAGCAGAGCUAGUCACAGCGGUUGGGGGUUGAGAGAGACGGACCCGCCUCAUUGUCCUUUUGAAUGGUAUAAAGGCCUCUCGCAUUCAAAGAAUAUGCUCUGCUUUCUCUUCUUCUCUCUCUCUCAUUUAUUCCUUUUCUCAUCUCUUCUUCUUCUUUCCUCUUUUCUUUCUAAAUACAAACAUCUCUUUAGUUAAUAUCUCUCUACACUAGUAGCCAGCCAGUAGAGUAUUUUUAUUUUAUUUACUACAUUCUCCCCCUCUCAUCCUUCUCAGAUCCUUAAGUAUCUUACUUUCCCUUUUCUCCAACCUACAGAAACGAUCAGAUCAUGGAUUUUUUCCUUGAGUUUAUUCUCACGGCUCUUCUUGCUCUCUUGUCUUCUUUCCUUGUUGCCUAUCUCGUUUCUUCUGCUACCCCCAGUUCCGAUCAUGCCGAGAAUAAGCCUGAGAUCAUCGGUGUCGGUGAUCAGUUUGAGACGGAUGAGGUUCUUCUUUCAGGUAAGAAGAUGGAUGCUCGAGUUAUGGAGAGCGUGAUGAAUUCAUCAGCUGUUGAUGAUAAUGUGGAGCUUGUUGAUCGGUUUCUAAACGAAGCUGAUCGAGUUUAUGAAGUCGAAGAAGCAAUUACAGGAAACGCUGUAAUCCGUGGUGUGCACGAAGCUGAGUCCACGGCGGUUCUCUCGCCGGAAAAUAGUGCGAUCGCCGAAAAGAUCGAAUCGGCGGGAGAAAUCGGUGUUGAACGGGAAGAGUUAGUGGUUCGAACCACAGAAGCUGCUGAGUCUACUGGUUCUGUCUCGCCGGGAAACGUGGUUGCGGAGGAGAUUGUGCUUCCAGGACAAGAGGAUCGAAGCGAAUCAACAGAGUUAGGAACAAGUAGUUGCGUAGAGAAGGAAGAAAGUGGAGGAGAUGUCGCAGUCGCUAAAUUUGAGGAGGAGGUUAGGGUUGAAGAGACUAAUACGGUGGCAGAGAAUCAUGCUCAAGGAGAUGAUGAACAGAAACAGGAAUUAAGUAUUGAAGACGAUGAUGAUUGGGAAGGAAUUGAGAGGAGUGAAUUGGAGAAAGCCUUUGCCGCUGUUGCAAAUCAUUUGGAAGAAUCCGGGAAAUCGGAAGGUAUGGGUGCUGAGGCUAAGAUGGACUUGUACGGACUUCACAAGAUCGCCACUGAAGGCCCAUGCCGAGAGGCACAACCUAUGGCCGUCAUGCUCUCUGCUCGUGCCAAAUGGAAUGCCUGGCAAAAACUUGGAAACAUGAGUCAAGAGGAGGCGAUGGAGCAGUAUCUUGCACUUGUCUCAAAGGAGGUCCCUGGUUUGAUGAAUGCUGGUCAUACUGUAGGGAAGAUGUCAGAAAUGGAAACCUCUGUUUGCUUACCUCCUAAUUCAGGGUCAUUAGAAGAUCCGACCAACUUAGACACAACUGGUGUUGAUGAAGCCAGCAAAAAUGGGGAAAGGUGAAAUCAGUGCUUAAGCAGGCGAGGCUUGAAGGAGGGUCUUUGGGCAAACAAAGGCAAAUCUAUUCUUUUGCAUAUAAGUAUUUUUAGGUGCAACUUGGGUCCUGGAGACUGUAUGCAUAAUACAUUAUCCUCACCCAAUGGUUUAAGCUUUUCUUUUGAUCCUUUCGGUUGAAGGAGUUGAAAGAAACAAAAGCGCUCAAGUAUUCUAUAUAUACUUGUAUAUAAGUGCGCGAGGAUUGGUUGAUUUCUAGUGCAUUGAUAAUGCUAAGACCUAUGAUUUAUGAAUCAAGCAAGGGUUGUUCUAUCCUCCUACCACUUUCCUUUGGUUUGAUUUUAUGUACCAGACUCCGAAAGGUUAACAGCUGAUUAUAUAUUUGCCAUCAAUACUCCUUUCAAGAUAAGCAAAGGUUUCUUACUUGCAAGAGAGAGAGAGAGAGAGAGAGAGAGAGAGAGAGUUGAGAUCAGUCCAUGUGAAGCAUUCUCACAGGUAGCGUCUCUAAUUAUUGUACCUUGUUAUGUGCAUUUCGACCAAUGAACAACUUCACAA
This is a messenger RNA of Capsella rubella, 2038 nucleotides long. Its product is annotated as acyl-CoA-binding domain-containing protein 3. Lineage: Eukaryota; Viridiplantae; Streptophyta; Magnoliopsida; Brassicales; Brassicaceae. The record is from RefSeq and is a predicted model, not a curated record. Gene Ontology annotation, biological process: fatty acid metabolic process. The coding region runs from base 374 to 1492 and encodes 372 amino acids. The transcript is spliced from 4 exons. Gene Ontology annotation, molecular function: fatty-acyl-CoA binding.